Molecule: messenger RNA, 3215 nt
Organism: Octodon degus (degu)
Lineage: Eukaryota; Metazoa; Chordata; Mammalia; Rodentia; Octodontidae
Gene: Slc25a46
Product: solute carrier family 25 member 46
Exons: 8
Coding region: 277-1269 (330 amino acids)
Biological process (GO): axon development; mitochondrial membrane fission; mitochondrial fission
Cellular component (GO): mitochondrial outer membrane
Source: RefSeq, a predicted model, not a curated record
CACACACACACACACACAAAGGUACCAAAGGGAAAAAAAAGGCACUCAACACCUAUUGCCCAAGCCACAGCAAAACCCAGUUUAAGAAUGUCAGUUCAUUCAAAACGCAGCUGUCACUUCCAAUCAAGUGUCACCUCUGGAAGAUGAAGAAUAGCACGUCAGAGUUCUUUUCUGAAAGCUCUUGGAAUUCUGAGCGUCCAGCCGGGAAGAAGAGGUACAGGAAGAGCCCAUGUAAGACCUGGUCCAAUGUAGAGAGAGACACUGUCCCAGGAGCCCAUGGAGCUCACGGAAACAGAACAGUUGAAUAGAUUUGCUGGAUUUGGUAUUGGACUUGCAAGUCUCUUUACAGAAAAUGUACUGGCCCAUCCUUGCAUUGUUUUACGCCGCCAAUGUCAGGUUAAUUACCAUGCUCGGAAUUAUCAUCUCACUCCAUUUACAGUCAUCAAUAUUAUGUACAGUUUCAACAAAACUCAGGGACCCAGAGCCCUAUGGAAAGGAAUGGGAAGUACCUUCAUUGUCCAAGGAGUCACACUUGGAGCAGAAGGCAUAAUUAGCGAAUUCACACCUCUGCCAAGGGAGAUUUCACACAAAUGGAAUCCUAAAAAAAUAGGUGAACAUCUUCUGCUGAAAGCCCUAACUUACAUUGUGGCGAUGCCUUUUUAUUCGGCAAGUCUAAUUGAAACAGUACAGAGUGAGAUCAUUCGCGACAACGCUGGCAUUCUGGAAUGUGUUAGAGAAGGGAUCGGAAGGGUGAUUGGCCUGGGCGUGCCUCACAGCAAGCGACUCCUUCCCCUGCUCUCCUUGAUGUUUCCCACGGUGCUGCACGGGGUUCUGCACUACGUCAUCAGUUCCAUCAUCCAGAAGUUCGUCCUGCUAAUUCUAAAGAGAAAGACCUACAAUAGCCACCUAGCCGAGAGCAGCAGCCCUGUGCAGAGUAUGCUGGAUGCUUACUUUCCAGAACUGAUUGCGAACUUUGCUGCCAGUCUUUGCUCUGAUGUUCUCCUCUUCCCACUGGAGACAGUUUUGCACCGCCUCCACAUUCAAGGGACACGCACAAUCAUCGACAACACAGACCUGGGCUACGAAGUGCUGCCAAUUAACACGCAGUAUGAGGGAAUGAGAGACUGUAUCAACAGCAUAAAGCAGGAGGAAGGAGCCCUUGGGUUCUAUAAAGGGUUUGGUGCUGUUAUAAUACAGUACACAUUGCAUGCAGCUGUCUUACAGAUCACCAAAAUUAUUUACUCUACCCUUCUUCAAAACAGCAUUUGAAAUUUAGGUUCUAUCACUAAUUAGUCCAGAAAAUGUAAUCCGGGUACUUUGCUAUGAAAUUAUAAAGGAUAAAAAUGAAAUACUGGGAGGAAAUGGACAAGAAAGCGAAACUGGUAGAAAAAGUUGUGCUGAUUGUAUUGACUUCUUUUUUAAGAAAAAGUUGGGGUUUUUUUUCAAAUUUAAAAGCUCACUAGAACUAACACAUGUAAGAAUAAAAUUUUAGCUAGCGUCACAGUCAUGCUGAAGAAAACAUGGUAGAAAGCUGUGUCAUCGGUAUGAAGUGAAAGUUCCGUGGAGUCGAGUGUGUGCCGUCUGAUCUCGGUGUUGGUUACAGUUGCUUCCUCUUCAGCUCAGUACUGGCACAUUACCCUUAAAGCCCUAGAGUACCACUGCGUCGGUGACUUUUACUUUGAAGCAAAUAGAUUAUGUCACCACUGAAAAAGGCUAAAGGUUAGACUUGGCCCUGUGUGAGCAGGCACUGAGGGGUUUCUGCUGCAUUGUCUCUAACUUAGUGGUUGUGUAUGUGUACAUGCUGUAGAAAGCCGUGUCUGUACACACAUAUAACUGGGAAUUUGCUUUAUCCUACCAAUUCUCUUCUUAUAGAUCAGCCUGCUGCAUAUAAUGAAAUCAUAUACUUUCUGCUUAAACACCAGAAUAAAACAUCAAAAAGCCAACGUACCCAAAGAUCCAGCCAGUUGGAGGGACUUGUCCACAUCCAGGCCCAGGACUUCAGUGCCAGCCGCUUAAAAUUUAUUAUACAUCUGUACAGUUCAGCUUGCCCAGUUAUGUGAGUUGUCAGUCUGGUUUUAGGGCCACACUUAGGAAAGAAUAUAAGACAAUCAUGCAGCCAUUGCUGUUGCUACGUUUAUAAAUUGUGCAUUUACGCCUCAUUUGCCUUUCACUUUCGGAAUGGUGUCCCUUAGCGUUCAGCUGGGGAUCAUGUCUUUUGCCUACAUACAGUCAUCUUUAAGUAACAUCUUCAUUUUUUUUUCUAUUAUUGCUUAUCUAGAAAUACUUGAAGAGAAAAGCGAAUUAUCAUUUUUUUUUUUUUACUGAAAUACAUUUUCGUGAAUACUGAAGCAAAAAUAGUUUAUGUAUUUUAUAUACUUGGGGUAGAGUGUGGGGGAAUAUCUUAACAAACAAAAGCAAUGGUUAAUCAGCAGUGAAAAAAGAAAAUUAUCCCCAUUUAAGAUACGCUCUGUACAGUAAAGUGGUUUGCGUUUGACUUGCCCAUCAUUAAACAUUUUAAAGUUUCAUUCUUCUUGAGCACAGUGACAGUUACAUCAUGAACCACUUAGCACUCUGAACUGCAGUGACGUGGCAUGGAUGGUUUCCAGCACAGAAUGCAGACAAACUGAAAUGUGUAUUACUUGUUGCAUACCACUGAGAUGGUUAGUUUGUGAUUGAUAGUGUUGGAACAAAGAAAUGACAGGAAAAGCAUUGUAGAAAAUCAAAAAUAGCAACUGUGUUUACUAUGAUGUGUGUGUUUACUGUAUUUUCCAUUUUUAAAUUUAGAUUCUAAGAGGGAAAAUAAACACACGGAGAUUGAUCACGUUACAUAUUCAAGGGUAAUGCUCAGUUUAUGGUUUAUUUUUUCCAGCCUGGGAGGUUUUAAUUGUUUUUAAUAUUUUUGAACUGCCAGAUAAUUCUUAGAUGGUGAUAGUAUAUUCAUCAUCCUGCCCUCUCAGCCCCUUUUUAAAUAAUCCGAGUUUAUUUCUAAAAGAAAUCAACAAGACAAUUCUCAAUUUCAGAAAAUGUCUAGAACAGAAUCUGAAUGAAAUCAAGUAUUUACAAGUAAAAAAUAUGUGAUAUCCUUCAUUGAUAAAAAUUUAGAUGUUUCAAAGUUUGCUGAAAGCAUGAAUAUAAAGUUACAGAAAUUUGUUUAAUUAUAGAAUUGUAAGACAGACUGAACCACACACAAGUAAGGUUGGCCACUUUAGAGGGAA